Messenger RNA from Trichomonas vaginalis G3, 2688 nucleotides. RefSeq names its product esophageal cancer associated protein family. Lineage: Eukaryota; Parabasalia; Trichomonadida; Trichomonadidae. Gene Ontology annotation, cellular component: endosome. Gene Ontology annotation, biological process: endocytic recycling. The transcript has a single exon. The record is from RefSeq and is a predicted model, not a curated record. Bases 1 to 2688 code for a protein of 895 amino acids.
AUGGAACAUGAGAUUCCUAAGUUCUUUCCACUUGAUAAAGAUCUUGAAACGCUUCGAUUUUAUGAUAGAAAAACCUUAACUCCAUCUGAUACGGAGCCUUUGAGCCUGAUAAACUCACGCGUUGAAGCGUUUGCAUCAAACCCUAAUCAAAUUCUCAAAAAAACUUUAAAAGAAGCAGAAGCAAAAGAACCAAUCGAUAAGAAAUGGCAAAAAUUCAUAUCUAUUUCAAGGGAUGCCUAUAAAACGCACGCAACAGAUUUUCAUAUCAGCGAUUUCACAGUAAACUUUAGCGAUAGAAUUAAUGACAGAUUAUCAGAAUUCGAUUUUAUAAGCGAUGAUUCUUUUGCACUACAAUAUAUUUUAACUAACGAAGAUAAAUUAAAAAAUCAAAUUAAAUCUUACCUAAGAAAGAUUGAAUGGAACUCAAAAAAUAACGAAUAUCAAGAAAUGUUUGAUAAUACAGUAGAGUGCUGCAUGCUUCUCAAUAAUUUCGAAUCUCCAAAUUUUUAUCCAUGUCAAUUCAUUACUGUUGUUGACGUUGUUGAAAAAUUUUCAGAGUAUGUUAGUUCUAUGUUUGCAAUUUUACCAAGUGACCCACUUAAUUUUGAAGAAUCACCAGUCGUGACUCGGGAAUUUACCGCAAUAGAAUGGACCAUGAAAAUAUCCAAAAUAGAGUACUUACUGCCAAAACUAAUGAUAGAAAUUGCUUUUCUUAGCUCAAUCCACAACAAUCCUUACAAAUCUCUAUCGGAUCAAAUAAUGGUGAUCUCUCAUGCGAUCAGUGGUUUAGGUGUUUCAAUAGCAACAAUUUUUGUUAUAGCUUAUUUAGUUCACAAGGUUUUUACAAUAAAUCCUAAAAAUGAUAUAAAUUUUAUGCAACCAUUACUAGAAAUGUAUGCUUUAAAUAUGAGAUAUAUGAAUAACGGUGGGUUCCGAAGAUGUUUCAGACCACAAUUAAAAUUUACAUUCGAAAUGUUCAUGAAAACUCAAGAACCAUCACUCAUAUUCUUCUUACAAACAUUAAUAUCAUUUGCUGAUGCAGAAAUAGUCAUAAAGGCUAUAGAUGGUUUUUAUUCCCAAGGAAAACCUUCAGCUUUUAUUUUAAAAUCAUUUCUCAAGUCAAUUCCUUCAAGAUUUAUCGCAGUUACGUAUCCUGUUAUACUCAAAAUGAUCUAUGAUUGUGAUAAUACUAUACCAAAGCCAAUUUUGAUGCAUGAAUUGUGUAUUAUUAUUUCUGAAUGCGAUAUCGUUUCUGAUGUUGUUAAAACGACUAAUGAUAUAUUCAUAAGAAUGAGGGAAUAUAAUGUUUCCGACUUCAUUUAUGUUGCAGGUCCUUUAACAAAGUACGUAUGCAGAUUUUUACCGGCAAGGAAGGUAGAUCUGUUCUUGGAUCAUGUUCUAGAUGUUGUUUCUACUAAUUUCGAUGUCCAAAAGAAGGAGUUUGGCAAUCAUUUGUCAAGUGAAGAUAUGAAAAAUUUAGCAUCAUGCCUGAAACAUGCUGUAAAGUACACAAAAGACUUUGGAUCUGUAUUAGAAACAACGCACUCUGUCUCUGAUUUGAUGGAUUACUUGGAUGGAAGAAAUUUAGAAAAUGUUGCUUUAUUUAUCUUGGACGACAUUCAGCGUAAGCCAUUUAAAAUGUCGGAUCCGUUCACCGUUCGAAUACUUCUUGAGCAGAGCGUUAUUGCUUUCCAUUCUUUGUCAGUUUUAAGUGCAGAUGAUGUAGUUGAAAAAGUCAUUUCGAAAAUAGAAUGGUUUUUAUACAGAGUUGAUUUUGACAAGAAUGUCGAAGCUCACCUCAAUUUUUUACUUGCAGCAAGAGAAUCUUUUCAAACUAAUUCAAGAUUAAUGAGUUGCCUUGCAAGGAUUGCGUUAAGAGAUUGUACGAUAGCUGUAAAUAUGAAUAUACAGCAUUUGCAGAUCGCUUUGUUUAGUUUGUACGCUUAUACUUUAUGUACAAUUCCAUCUAUUGAUCCUCCGAUUGAAAGAUGUGCGCUUUUCUUGCUUGGAGCUAAUAUAUCACUAAUUACGAAAACUCUGACGUUCGCUGAAACUUUUUUCAAGUAUUUUAUUCAAAUGGCAACAGAUUUGCCUCCAACUCCAGAACUUUAUACAUUACUGAAGAAUUCUCUAUCAUUUAUUCUCAUACAGCCUGCAAGCCAAGAAGGAGAUUGUUUAGAAGUGUUUAGAACUUUAAUUAAAGUUUGUGUAAGGAAGAAAUGGGCUGAAGAACAAAGAAUUAGCUUUGCUCUUGACUCAAUUAUACUUGGUGCACACAUGCAAAGAACAAAUUAUGUUUUAGGUGUCGAAUCAUUAGAUUCAAACGAUGUUUUGUACAGAGGAGAUGCAGAAUUCAAAGAAAAAGUACAAAGAGUCAUCAAUCAAAUGGUUGAAAGGACAAACCAAGCGAUUACACUGAGUAUUGGAAAGAGAGCUGGAUAUUCGCUUUCUCCAACACUUGCUGUUCUUUGUUUGAACGCAAUGUGUGCGUUGUGUGAUAACUACGAAUAUGAUGAGUCUCUUAAGAAUGAAUUUAGAUUUUUGAUGUCGACAAUGCCGAGAUAUGAAAUUGGACAGACACCUCUUUCGGAGGUGACUUCAACAAGAAACAUGGUCGCUUCUCACAUGCGCAAGGUGUACGCUGAUAAUAAGGAUGCACUUGCCUUGAUGAAUGAUCUUAUGUUAUAA